CAAUAAGCAUAUUACAGAAUUAGAGUUUAUCAAAUUUUUCUUGUUUUAAUUAGAAACAAUGCAUAGGUCAAGGAACAUGAAGGGUUUGAUUCACUUAAUGAUUCUCUUUAUGUUGUGUUUGGCUGUCAGGCCUCAGUUAACUACUGAUUUCUAUUCGAAAUCUUGUCCCAAUCUUCUUCAAAUUGUGAGGAAGGAAGUUAUGAAAGCUGUAAAGGCUGAAACGAGAAUGGCAGCCUCUCUGCUUCGACUUCACUUCCAUGAUUGCUUUGUGAAUGGUUGUGAUGCAUCAAUUCUGUUGGAUGUAAGUGAUACUGAGAAGUUAUCAGGUGCUAAUAAUAAUUCAGCAAGAGGAUACGAAGUUAUCGACUCCAUAAAAGCUGCUGUGGAGACUCAAUGCAGUGGAGUUGUCUCAUGUGCUGAUAUAUUAACCAUAGCUGCAAGAGAUUCCGUCCUCCUGAGUGGCGGACCUACUUGGAAAGUUGCACUGGGAAGAAGGGAUGGAUUUGUGGCAAACCUGUCAGCAUCAAAUAAUCUUCCUUCUCCAUUUGAAGGAAUAAAUGAGAUCUCUAAAAAGUUUUCUGAUGUGGGUCUAAACAUCUCUGAUGUGGUUGCCCUUUCAGGUGCUCAUACAAUUGGUUUAGCCAAGUGUUCACUCUUCAGCAAUAGACUGUUUGGCACUCCAGACCCAACAAUGGAUGCAGAAAUGCUUGCUGAUUUGCAAAAUUUCUGCCCACAAAAUGGCGAUGGAAACAAGAUGACUGUUCUUGAUCGAAACUCCAGUGAUUUAUUUGACAACCAUUAUUUCAAUAACUUGGUCAACAACAAGGGUCUUCUUCAUUCGGAUCAAGUUUUGUAUUCAAGCUCUGAGGCUCAGUCCACCACCAAAAGUAUUGUUGAAAGCUACAGCAAUAAUCCCCGCAUUUUCUUCUCUGACUUUGCCAAUUCUAUGAUCAGAAUGGGGAAUAUUAAUCCUCUUACUGGCACCAAUGGUGAGAUUCGGAAGAAUUGCAGGGCGGUUAAUUCUUAAAAUUGUGUGCUAGAUGAACCAGGAAAUUAUAAAUAAGGAUUAGAAUUCUCUGUUUAUCUGAGUUUUUACUGAACAAAAUACGAGAUUAUUAUAGGUGGUUAAAAAAAAAAUAAAGAAAUAAAAUAAUAGACAUAUCUCAUUAGAUUUUUAAAAGUUAGGAAGAAUUCAGAUUAAGAGAGUAUCCUAAUUCUUAAUAAAAUAAUGUAACAAAGUGUGGAGUUAUGUUUAAUAUUAAAGUUGUAUGAUGAAUAUUAAAUUUGCUUAUGUGUCAAAGAGUGGAGUUAAUUAUAAUAUUUGUAUACUGAAAU
Molecule: messenger RNA, 1335 nt
Organism: Pistacia vera
Lineage: Eukaryota; Viridiplantae; Streptophyta; Magnoliopsida; Sapindales; Anacardiaceae
Product: peroxidase N
Exons: 4
Coding region: 59-1027 (322 amino acids)
Biological process (GO): response to oxidative stress; hydrogen peroxide catabolic process
Molecular function (GO): peroxidase activity; heme binding
Source: RefSeq, a predicted model, not a curated record